Messenger RNA from Kogia breviceps (pygmy sperm whale), 3285 nucleotides. NCBI's taxonomy places the organism in Eukaryota, Metazoa, Chordata, Mammalia, Artiodactyla, Physeteridae. The record is from RefSeq and is a predicted model, not a curated record.
AUGGCGUGUGAUGGAGUUCAUCCUCAAUUUCUCGCCCUGCGUAGUGGGACCCAUGGCUCCCGAGUGGGCUGCCUGGCACUGGGGGACCGGGAGGGGGGAGGACGGGCGCAGGUGGGCGGGCUUGGGCAGGGAGGGAGGUGCCGGCCCGAAGGGGGCGGGGAGGGAGAGGCGGGGGCGGCCGAGAUCCCGCCUCCCGUGGUGCUACCCGCGGCUCCGCCCCGCGGCGUCCGCCGGCAACUUUGCUAUGGAGUUUGUGCGGUGCUGAGGCUCGGCCUGGCGCUAGCGCUGGGUCCGGGGCCCGCCGGGGGCCACCCGCACCCGUGCGGCGUCCUGGCGCGCCUGGGGGGCUCGGUGCGCCUGGGCGCCCUCCUGCCCCGCGCGCCCGCCGCCCGCGCCCGCGCCGCCGUGGCCCGGGCCGCCCUGGCGCCGCGGCUGCCGCACAACCUGAGCCUGGAGCUGGUGGCCGCCGCGCCCCUCUCCCGCGACCCCGACUCGCUGGCCCGCGGCCUGUGCCAGGCGCUGGCGGCACCGGGCGUGGCGGCCGUGCUAGUCCCCGAGGCGCGGCCCGAGCUGCUGCAGCUGCACUUCCUGGCGGCGGCCACCGAGACCCCCGGGCUCAGCGUGCUGCGGCGGGAGGCCCGCGCUCCCCUCGGCUCCCCGAACCCCUUCCACCUGCAGCUGGACUGGGCCAGCCCCCUGGAGACUCUGCUGGACGUGCUGGUGUCCGUGCUGCAGGCGCACAGCUGGGAGGACGUUGGCCUGGUGCUCUGCCGCGUGCAGGACCCUGGCGGCCUGGCGGCCCUGUGGACAAGCUGGGCGGGCCGGGCUCCGAAGCUCGUGCUGAACCUGAGCCGGCCGGACCCAAGCGAUGCAGGGCUGCGGGCCCGCCUGGCCCCACUGGGGGUGCCCGCGGGGGGAACGGCCCCAGUCCCCGUGGCCGUACUCCUGGGUUGCAAUGAGGCCGGCGCCCGUCAGGUGCUGCAGGCCGCGCCCCCUGGGCCCCGCUGGCUGCUGGGCACGCCGCUGCCCGCCGAGGCACUCCCCACCGAGGGCCUGCCGCCUGGGCUGCUGGCGUUGGGCGAGGUCAAGCGGCCCCCGCUGGAAGCCGCCAUCCACGACGCGGUGGAACUAGUGGCCCGCGCGCUGGGCAGCGCGGCCCGCGUGCAGCCGGAGCGUGCCAUCCUCCCCGGCACGGUCAACUGCAAUGACCUGCCGCUGCCCGGGCCCGAGUCCUCCGGCCGCCUCUUGGCCAGGUUCCUGGCCAACACGUCCUUCCGGGGCCACACGGGGCCGCUGUGGGUGACCGGCUCCUCGCAGGUGCAAAUCUCCCGGCGCUUCCGGGUGUGGAGCCUCCGCCGGAACCCGCGGGGCGCGCCCAAGCUGCGCGUGGUGACGCUGGUGGAGCGCCCGUUCUUUUUUGCCCGCGAGCCGGACGAGGAAGGUCGGUGCCCGGCGGGGCAGCUGUGCCUGGCCCCCGGCACCAACGACUCGGCCGCUCUGCACGCGCUCUUCGCCGCGCUGGCCGACGGCUCGGCGCCCCGCGCGCUGCGCAGGUGCUGCUACGGCUACUGCAUCGACCUGCUGGAGCGCCUGGCGGAGGACGCGCCCUUCGACUUCGAGCUGUACAUCGUGGGCGACAGCAAGUACGGCGCGCUGAGCGACGGGCGCUGGACCGGCCUGGCGGCCGACCUGCUGGCCGGCCGGGCGCACAUGGCCGUCACCAGCUUCAGCAUCAACUCAGCCUGCUCGCAGGUGGUGGACUUCACCAGCCCCUUCUUCUCCACCAGCCUGGGCAUCAUGGCGCGCGCGCGGGACACGGCGUCGCCCACCGGCGCCUUCAUGUGGCCGCUGCACGGGUCCAUGUGGCUGGGCGUCUUCACCGCGCUGCCCCUGACUGCGUUCUUCCUCACCCUCUACGAGUGGCGCAGCCCCUUCGGCCUCACGCCCCGCGGCCGCAACCGAGGCACCGUAUUCUUCUACUCCUCCGCCGCCCUCAGCCUCUGCUACGCCAUCCUCUCUGGACGCACAGUGUCCAGUAAGACGCCCCAGGGCCCCACGGGCUGCCUCCUCGUGAACCUGUGGGCCAUCUUCUGUCUGCUCGUGCUCUCCAGCUACACGGCCAACCUGGCCGCCGUCAUGGUCGGGGACAGGACUUUUGAGGAGCUGUCAGGGAUCCACGACCCUAAGCUGCACCACCCGUCCCAGGGUUUCCGCUUCGGCACUGUGUGGGAAAGCAGCGCCGAGGCCUACAUCAAGAAGAGCUUCCCGGAGGGCUUCCCUGGUGGCGCAACGUACGCACACGUGCGGCGCCGCAGUGCGCCCAUCACGCCCCACGGCGUCGCCAUGCUGACAAGCGACCCCCCCAAGCUCAACGCCUUCAUCAUGGACAAGUCGCUCCUGGACUACGAGGCGUCCAUCGACGCGGACUGCAGACUGCCGACCGUGGGCAAGCCUUUCGCCAUCGAGGGCUAUGGCAUCGGACUCCCCCGGAAUUCGCCGCUCACCUCCAACCUGUCCGAGUUCAUCAGCCGCUACAAGUCCUCCGGCUUCAUCGAUUUGCUCUGCCACGACAAGUGGUACAAGAUGGUGGUGCCUUGUGGCAAGCGGGUCUUCGCCGUUACAGAGACCCACCAGAUGGGCAUCUACCACUUCUCGGGACUCUUCGUGCUGCUCUGCCUGGGUCUGGGCAGUGCUCUGCUCAGCUCGCUGGGCGAGCACGUCUUCUACCGCCUGGCGUUGCCGCGCAUCCGAAGGGGCAACAAGCUGCAGUACUGGGGGCUGGAGGGAAGGGGGAGCGCGAUCCAUUGCGCCCUCAACACGGAGCCGCCCGAGGAGCAGGAGGAGCCGGAGGAGCCGGAGCCGAGGGGCCCCGAGGAGCCGCAGUAGGACACUCUGGCCGCCCCCGCGGGCCCGUGGGGCCGGGCACGGGUGCACCGGGCCUCGGUGAGGGAGCGUCGCGCGCACUUCCUGCUGGAGCCGGCCUUGGGCGCGGCCGCCGCCGCUCCCGUUGAGGAUGCCCCAGGCGAGGAUGCGGAUGCGGCCCGGCCGCGGGGGGGCCCCGUCUGGCUCUGCUCCACCGGCCGCCCUCCCGCCGAGCUGUUCUCGGGCGCCCCGCGCCCCGGGGAGCUAGAGCAACUGGAGCAGCGCAUCGCGGGCGCACGCGAGAGGCUCCACCAGGCGCUGGUGCGGCGCAGGCAGCUCCUCGCCCAGCUCGGGGACAGCGCCGGCGACGGGCCGUGCAGCCGGCUCCAGGCCUCCGGGGAAGCACCCGUGCCCGCCCGGUAA